AUGAUAAUUCUUUUAUAAACCUAUAGACUCCAGAAUUAUAUUUAAAAAUUCCAUAAAUAUAUUGGUAUUAGAAGUAAAUAUUUGGAAGCAAAGUAUUAUCAAUAUGUUGUGAAUCAAGAAUUAAAGACCAUUUUAAAUUUUCUGGGGUUUAGUUUUCUGUAAAUUAAGUAGAUACAAAGGUUCGAACUAAGAUAUUUUAAUUUUUAAUUUACUUGGAUAAUUUUGACAAAACCCUCUUUAAAAAAAAGAGGAAGUUAUAUCACAAAUUAGUUUGCAUCCUGUGUAUUUCAUAUAAUAUUAAUUUGUUGGACAAGUGGGGCAAACUCCAUUAGUGGGUGUUUGGAAAUAGCAACUUGUGCAAUAUUAAAAUCCAGGACCAUUACAAUAGGAACAUGAUGGAAAACAUUUAAAAUUGGAUAUAUGCAAAUUUCUGAUUGAAACUUACCCAGUACCAGUAUUGAGUGAUGUAAACUAAAUCUAUUCAUAAUAAGAAGUUGAUAUUGUAAAAUUUACUGUUUUUACAUCAGCUUCUUUGUUAUCACAAAAUGCAUAAUUUAUUGGAUAAACUGAUGGUGAUUCAUACUAAUAUUAGUAUUCAAAUGAACCAUAUAUAAAUUUUACUACUUGA
Molecule: messenger RNA, 628 nt
Organism: Paramecium primaurelia
Lineage: Eukaryota; Ciliophora; Oligohymenophorea; Peniculida; Parameciidae
Source: the annotation of a GenBank genome assembly